Molecule: messenger RNA, 1937 nt
Organism: Solanum tuberosum (potato)
Lineage: Eukaryota; Viridiplantae; Streptophyta; Magnoliopsida; Solanales; Solanaceae
Product: scarecrow-like protein 9
Source: RefSeq, a predicted model, not a curated record
GGACAAAUUGUCUAAAACUAUGACAUCCACAUAACAAUAAGGUGAUUAGAUGGAUUUUUAUUUGUUUCUUGUACUGCUAAUUAGAUGAUUUUUAUAAACUUCUUUGAUUCUUGAAAUGGAAUCGAAUAAACACUCAUCUCUGGCAUUUGAUUACUUUGAUGGAGUCCUUAAUUACAUUAAUCAGAUGCUAAUGGAAGAAGAGGAAGACUUAGAGAAUAGGCCUUGUAUGCUUCAAGAUUCAUUAGCUCUACAAGCUACUGAGAAAUCCUUUUAUGAUGUCCUUUCUGCAGGCCAACAAUUAAUUGAACAUACUUGUGUGAAUUAUUGUACGGGAAAAGGGUCAAAAAUACCUUCGACGUUAUGAAGAUUUUAGUGACUCUGUAGAAGGGCCAACAAGUAGUAAACAUUUAGCCAGUUGUUCAGAAGGAUUAGAUCAGACAGAGUUGUAUGAUACAACACUACUUUGUUCUUCCAUGAAUCCUGGAUUUUAUAGUGAUCCGCCAUGUUGUCAGAAUACUGAUGGUUAAAUAGAGGAACAACUACCUUAUAAGCCAUCGUAUGUUGAAUCAAGAAUGCCAAAACGAGUAGUAGAUUUGUGGAGUCUAUUAACUCAAUGUGCACAAGCUAUGGCAAAUUAUGAUACUAGGAUUGCCCAUGAUAAGCUGAAGCUGAUUAGGCUACACUGUUCUCCAUAUGGUGAAGCAACAGAAAGAAUGGCACACUACUUUGCUGAUGCCCUCGAGGCUCGUUUGGCUGGCACUGGAAUAGAACUGUAUACAGCUUUUGCAAAGAGAACAAUACUGUCUUACUGAACUCACAUACUUUAGAUCCUAAAUUCGCCUUUGUUUCAGGUGUAUGUUACAGCAUGCCCAUUCAGGAAGAUGUCUAACAUAUUUGCUAACAAGUCAAUUGGGAUGCUGACAAGGGAAGCGACAAGUAUACACAUUAUUGAUUUUGGCAUUCUGUAUGGUUUCCAAUGGCCAUGUUUUAUUCAGGGAAUUUCCCUUAGGCCAUCAGGACCUCCUAAACCUCGCGUCACAGGAAUUGAUUUUCCACAACCUGGAUUCAGACAAGCAGAGAGAGUUGAGGAGACAGGUCAUCGACUAGCAAAGUAUUGCAAGAGAUUUAAUGUCCCUUUUGAGUAUAAUGCUAUAGCUAAGAAAUGGGAUUCUAUACAGCUGGAGGAUCUCAAGAUAAACAGAGAUGAGAUGCUUGUUAUUAAUUGCUUAUACAGGCUCAUAAAUGUGCCUGAUGAAACAGUAUACGAAAACAGUCUAAGGGAUGAUGUGAUAAGAUUGAUUAAGCAAAUAAAGCCUGAUGUUUUCCUUCAUGGAAUUGUUAACGGGGCAUAUAACUCAACUUUCUUUGUAACUCGAUUUAAAGAAGCACUAUUCCACUUCUCUUCUCUGUUUGACAUGAUGGAGGCAACUGUACCGCGUGAAAAUCAAGAGAGAGUGCUGUUUGAGAAAGUGAAUUUCGGGAAGGAAAUUAUGAAUUGUGAAGGUACUGCAAGAGUUGAAAGGCCAGAACCAUAUAAGCAGUGGCAGUUGAGAAACCAGAGAGCAGGAUUUAGGCAGCUUCCAUUAGACCAGGACAUAGUUAAAGGAGUGAGGGCCAAGGUGCAACGGCGAUACCAUAAGGACUUUCUGGUGGAUGAAGAUGGUUACUGGAUGAUGCAGGGAUGGAAAGGCAGAGUUAUAUAUGCUCUCUCCUGUUGGAAAACUGUUGAUAAUUGAUCAUUCAGAAGUCCAAUUAUACUUUAACAAACUGAACUAUUUGAUUUUAUCAUGUGUACUGGCUACUGGCACUUAAAUGGUCUCCCUUUGGGUUCUUGCACAUCUUUUUCUUCUCUGUCAUCUUUGAUUAAGCCUGACACAUUCAUUGGUGUAAGGUGACCUUCUUGACUAUUGAAUCCUUGUUUACUCCAUUAUUUCAAU